This is a messenger RNA of Corylus avellana, 1556 nucleotides long. Its product is annotated as benzyl alcohol O-benzoyltransferase. The record is from RefSeq and is a predicted model, not a curated record. NCBI's taxonomy places the organism in Eukaryota, Viridiplantae, Streptophyta, Magnoliopsida, Fagales, Betulaceae.
CCCAUUUUCUAGCAUGGCAGGAGCAACAACUAGCUCUCUAGUAUUCUCAGUGCGAAGGUGCAAACCGGAGCUGGUUGCUCCGGCCAAGCCAACACCACAUGAGUUCAAGCAACUUUCUGAUAUUGAUGACCAAGAGGGUCUUCGAUUUCAAAUCCCAGUGAUACAAUUCUACAAAUAUAAUCCCUCCAUGAAUGGGAAAGACCCUGUCAAAGUCAUCAGAGAGGCACUUGCUCAAACGCUAGUGUUUUACUACCCCUUUGCCGGCAGGCUGAGGGAAGGACCUGGCCGGAAGCUUGUAGUGGAGUGUACCGGCGAGGGCGUUAUGUUCAUCGAAGCCGAUGCUGAUGUUACUCUUCAGCAGUUUGGCGAUGAUCUUCAACCUCCAUUCCCAUGCUUGGAGGAGCUCCUUUUUGAUGUUCCCGGCUCUGGAGAGGUCCUCAAUUGCCCGUUGCUGCUUAUUCAGGUGACACGACUCAAGUGUGGUGGAUUCAUCUUCGCCUUGCGCCUCAAUCACACGAUGAGCGAUGCAGCUGGCUUGGUCCAAUUCAUGACGGCCGUGGGCGAGAUGGCUCGUGGUGCGCGUGCCCCAUACAUUCCGCCCGUGUGGCAGAGACACCUUCUCAACGCAAGGGAUCCACCGUGCGUGACUUGCACACACCAAGAGUACGAAGAAGUGGCUGACACUAAGGGCACAAUCAUCCCACUCGACGACAUGGUCCAUCGUUCCUUCUUCUUUGGCCCCACUGAGAUGUCCGCCCUCCGUAGAUUUGUGCCACGUCACUUAAGCCGAUGCUCCACGUUCGAGGUACUCACUGCGUGCCUCUGGCGUUGUCGUACCAUAGCGCUCCAACCCGAUCGUGAUGAGGAGGUGCGCAUCAUAUGUAUCGUCAAUGCACGUGCCAAAUUUGACCCUCCGUUACCCACCGGUUAUUACGGUAACGGUUUCGCAUUCCCCGUGGCAGUAACAACCGCUGGAAAGCUCUGUGAGAAUCCAGUAGGUUACGCCUUGGAAUUGGUGAAGAAGGCCAAGAACGAUGUAACGGAAGAGUACAUGCGAUCGUUAGCUGAUUUGAUGGUGAUUAGAAGUCGACCCCACUUCACUGUAGUGCGAUCAUACCUAGUGUCAGAUGUGACACGUGCAGGGUUUGGAGAGGUGGACUUUGGGUGGGGCAAAGCGGCUUAUGGUGGGCCAGCCAGAGGUGGGGUCGGGGCCAUUCCUGGAGUGGCAAGCUUUUAUAUACCUUACAAGAAUAGUGAGGGGGAGGAUGGGAUAGUGCUCCCAAUUUGCUUGCCGGCCCCAGCCAUGAAAAGAUUUGCGGAGGAGUUGGAUUACUUGUUGACUAAUAAGCCCAUUAGGGACCACCAAAAAUCUACUCUUAUUGUAUCUAGCCUGUGAACCAAAUUUUCCGAUGGUUGUUGUGAGAUGCAUGAUAGAGACACUCAAAUGUGAUGAUGGGUGAAUGUAUCAUAUAUAUCUCCUACUGUGUGUGUAUGGUCUGCAUUAUCUGUAGACUUUGUUCCGAUGCUAUGUGAAAGAGUUUUCUGUUUUUAUGCUA